Molecule: messenger RNA, 1608 nt
Organism: Trichoderma asperellum CBS 433.97
Lineage: Eukaryota; Fungi; Ascomycota; Sordariomycetes; Hypocreales; Hypocreaceae
Source: RefSeq, a predicted model, not a curated record
AUGUCUAACACAUUUGAUGCCAUUAUCGUUGGCUGCGGUUUUGGGGGUGUUUAUAAUCUCUUUAAACUCAAGCAACUCGGCCUCUCUGUAAAGGCCUUCGAUAAGGCUCCAGAGGUUGGUGGCACAUGGUACUGGAAUCAGUAUCCCGGUGCUACCACUGAUACUACCAGUGAAAUAUAUAGGUACAGGGCUGACGAAGAGCUGCUAAAUACAUACCCAUGGUCAACACGCUACCUAACUCAGAAAGAGAACCUACAGUACCUAAAACAUUUUAUCGAGAGUCAUGACUUAGGGCAGCACAUUCAGUUAAGUGCUGAGCUAAAAGCAGCCUCCUUUGAUGCUGCUACAUCUACAUGGACUGUUACAUUUAACUCUACUGGCGAGACUUAUAAGACCACGUACCUUAUAUUGGCUACUGGGCAUUUACAUACGCCUAAUUAUCCCCAAAUACAAGGCCUUGAGAAAUUUGCUGGGCCUGUUUACCACACAGGUGACUGGCCUGAGUAUCGUGAUCUCAAGGGCAAGAAAGUUGGUGUUAUAGGCACAGGAUCAUCUGGAGCUCAGCUCUUGGUCAAUAUCGCAGACGAAGUUUCACAUCUAGUUUCAUUCCAGCGGUCGUCACAGCAUGUGGUGCCUCACAAUAAUGGACCCAUCUCAGCUGAGGAAAGAGAACGGGUCAAUCAAAACUGGGAUAAGAUCUGGGAGACAGUCGACAAUCAUCCUAUUGGACAGAACAUAGUAUUCAAGAGUACUCCGACUAUGAGUGUCAGCGCAGAGGAGCGCGAGCGUAUCUGGGAGGAACUCUGGAACGGAACAAAUGGCGUCGCAUUUAUGUAUGGACCUUUCGGGGACAUUGUUACAAACGAAGAGGCCAACCGAGAGCUGUGCAAAUUUUUCGAGAAGAAAAUUGCCCAGUAUAUCUCUGACCCUGAUAAGCGUAAGAAGCUAACGCCUACUGAACUCUAUGUCAAGCGCCCUGUCACUAUGUCUGGAUAUUAUGAGACUUUUGCCAAGAAGCAUGUUGACAUUGUUAAUUAUCAAUAUACACCCCUCGUUGAAGUUAAUGAAAGGGGUAUCUUAACCACUGAGAAGCAGUGGGAUCUGGACGUCAUCAUUCUGGCAACUGGUUAUGAAGCUAUGGACGGCAGCCUUAAACGAAUCAACCCAACUGGCACGCACGGUACUCUGAAGGAGACCUGGGCUAACGGCUCAACUUCUUACCUCGGGCUUAGCGAAGUCGGAUUCCCCAACAUGUUCUUCUCCAUCGGUCCUCAGUCACCAAUUGCCAAUAUCCCUCCUGUGAUUGAGGCUCAGGGCAACUUCAUCGCGGGACUAAUUGCGAAGGCAGAAGCCAAGAAGAAAGACAACGGCGACAACAAGACUAUCCUUAUCGAGGCCGAAGAACAAGCCAAGAAAGACUGGCUGAAGAAAUGCCUCGAGAUAGAAGACGGCAGUUUGAUUAAAACUGUCAAGUCUUUCAUCACCGGUGACUUUGUUGAAGGAUCAAAUGUGCCUGUUCAUUCUUGGCUUGGUGGCUUCCACACCUACCAACGCUUCAUUAAAGAUAUAUCAGAUACCGGAUAUGUGGGGUUCAAGCUUUCAAAUUAG